AAUGUAAAAGUAUCACCCACCGGUCGAUCACCAUGUCUAGAUCGGGAGAUAACACCCAAUCUUUCGAGAGCAGAUUCCGGAAUCUCGUCUACACUCAAGAAAACACUCAGCGCCAAUUAGACGUUUUAGCAACAAGUUUCACCACCCUUAUACAAACGCUAAACCAAAAUGCAAAAUCAUGUUAGUUUUCCUGAUCAAGUUGGUCGACAUGAAGUUACCGACCAACAAAAUCUGGCCGUCUUACCGCAACAGCAUACUACGUCGUGUCCUGAUGAUAAUAAUAACCCAGCAGAAGUGAUCAUGACUUGUCCUGCUAGUACCAGUAGAAACAAUAAUCUGAAAGAAUCUGCACUUGUGCGACCAGAAAAUGAUUCUUCAUUACAGGAGAUGUCUUUUCAGAAGAAUUGCUUGAAUGAUCUACUUAAUAGAGACCGUAAUAUUAUUCUUAAUACUGAUCAAAAUGUGGAAGAAAUUUUGCCUCCAAAAACUCCUUCCCCUCGGCUUGAUUCUGGUACUCCGGUAAGGAGCUUUGUUGUGGUCGAGUACAUGUCACUGUACCAAGCAGCUCAACAAGGUGACUGGGAAAAAGCCCAAGAGUUGUUUAAUGGUAAUCCAAGCUCCAUGACAGCAAUAAUCACAAUUGAGUCAGACACGGCACUACUUGUAGCUGCAGAUCAUUAACAGUGGGAAUUUGUCGAGAAAAUUGUAAGAUGCAUGCAACCGGAAGCACUUGGAUUAAAAGAAACCAAAUUUGGUUACACUGCACUUCACAUUGUUGCUAGAGAAGGGAAGACAAGAAUUGCUGAGGCAAUGGUGAAGAAAAACAAUAAUUUGACACAAAUACGUGAUAACGAAGGAAGAGUUCCACUUUUAAUUGCUUCCUUGUUCGUUUCACAUGGGAAGAAGGAGACGAUUGAGUAUCUUCUUAGUGUCACCAAGGAUGAGAGUCCAAGUCCCUUAUCUGGUCCUGACGGUGCUGCACUAAUGUGUAAUUUACUUGAUGCAGACUACUACGGUAAAUAUUGCUCUGUCUCUCUUUCAUCGGUCUCCCAAGUUGGUUAUGGAAAAGGCGAAAAACAGCAAUAUGUGGCCUCUAGAAGUGAUGGCUCAAAGACCGUUCAACUUUAAGUGGAAGUAAAUUAAAUUUCUGGCAACGGAGCAUCUACUCAAGUUGGUCGUCUAUCUUUAGUAUCUUUCUAUAUAACAUACUACCAGUGUGCCCUUGUGUGGGAGACUGGGAAGAAUACGAGCUAAAGCCUAAUCAUGUACUUUAGGUAAGACUGCAGUAAAUAGUGUCAGAACGGGCAUGACGCUAUCUUUGCUUUGAUCUGUAAGUAGGAAAUAAAAAAAGAAGUAGGAUGACAGGGAACCUAGCCGACAUAUGGAGUCACAUGAGGGGAGUGGGGUUUUUGUACGGAUUUUCUGUUGGUAGUUUCAGGUGGUGUGAUUUCGGAAGUCCCAAUGUUUUUCCAGAAGCAAAAUCCUUCCAGUAUAUUCUGUAUAAAACUAGACAACUUUUACAUCUUAUAAUGAAUAUGUGCAAACUGGAAUUGCAGUGGUUUGUUUAUGUGGACGUGCCAAUUUCAACUAACAGUAACAAUAUAGAAGACCCGGAGAAUCCAGCAGUGACAGCUGAAUCCUCGCCAACAAGCCGAACCAUGACCAUACUCUAUUGGCUAUGCCAAGUCCCUGGUAUCAAACAUUUAUACAAGCAAAUAUACAAACAAAAGUUGAUGCAUGGACAGGCCUCCAGUUUAGUUAAAGGUAUGUUUGCACAACUUAAUCAGAUGACCACUGAGGCCGAGGAAGCAGAUUUUUUUGAGAACUCUGGGGUAUUGAAGACGGCUAUAAAAUUUGGGACGACUGAACUUGUAGAAGAGUGUCUAAAAGAAUUUCCUUACCUAAUCUGGACUAAAAUGAUGAAGAAUCAAACACUAAUCCAAAUGGCAAUUGAAGAACGAAAUGAAAAGAUUUUGAAUCUCAUGUGCAAGAUUAGUGAGGAAGAUAAGAACGAACUGGUUUCUAGAAAAGAUAAGAAUGGUAAUGGGGUCUUGCACUAUGCCGCCAAGUUAGCGCCUUUCCGUCAACUCAAUUUAGUUUCAGGUGCAGCUCUGCAGAUGCAACGAGAGAUGCAGUGGUUUAAGGGUGUGAAAAAUAUGGUACUAAAAUCGGAAAGAUUGGUCAGAAAUAAAGAUGGGCUGACAGCCCAAUCUAUAUUCACAACGCAACACAAGGACCUGAUGAGGGAAGGAGAAAAAUGGAUGAAAGACACUGCUCAAUCUUGCAUGCUGGUGGCCGCCCUUAUCGCUACAGUAGUAUUUGCUGCAGCUUUUACUGUGCCCGGUGGAAAUUUCAAUAAUGAUGAAAGUAGUAAUAGAGGCAUCCCAAUUUUCUUGAACGAAAAUUCAUUCAUGAUUUUCGCCAUAGCAGAUGCCUUGGCUCUAUUUUCCUCGAUCACAUCCAUUCUUAUGUUCUUGGCCAUUCUGACAUCACGAUACGCAGAAGAAGAUUUCCUCCUUUCUUUACCAACAAAACUGAUACUUGGUCUUGCAACUCUCUUUUUCUCUAUAGUCACGAUGAUGGUAGCCUUUGGUGCAGCACUUGAUAUUGUGCUUGUGCAUAGAUUAAGGUGGGUUCCUAUUCCUAUAGUGCUAUUUGGUUUCGUGCAUGUUACUUUAUUUGCAUUACUGCAGUUUCCAUUGUUGGUGACAAUGGUCAGUUCUACUUAUUGGCCUCACAUCUUUGGUAAACAAAGCAAACAUAUGUUUCGUUUGUCUAAUAGCUAAAUGGAUUCAUUUAAAAUACGGGCCAAAGCAAAUGUGUAAACUAGAGUGCCAGUAUCCGUUUAUCUUAGUCAUGUAGCCGAUUCUCUUACCCAUGGUGUACAGCAAUGUCCUUAAGAUACUA
Molecule: messenger RNA, 2907 nt
Organism: Papaver somniferum (opium poppy)
Lineage: Eukaryota; Viridiplantae; Streptophyta; Magnoliopsida; Ranunculales; Papaveraceae
Product: ankyrin repeat-containing protein NPR4-like
Exons: 6
Coding region: 1359-2786 (475 amino acids)
Source: RefSeq, a predicted model, not a curated record